CCCAACUGGUGUAUGUAUACACAACUCAUCUAUCUGCGAUGGUUAUGUAGACUGUGAAGACUAUGGGGACGAACUUGGGUGUAACUCCUGUACAGACAAUGAGAUAGUUUGCAGAUCUGAAGGCCGGUGUGUUCACGUAGACACAUUAUGUGGUGAUUAUGGGAGAUGUCAGGGCGACAAUAUCGCUCUCUGUGGUCCCUGUGGACGCAGAACAAUUGAGCUUUCGCAUCAUGUUCAACCUUUUACACUCAGUUCUCCAAAUUACCCUCGGGAUUACUACAACAACUUGAAGUGUGUUUGGCAAAUAGUGGCACCCCCUGGAUUUCAUGUCUUUGUUACUGCACAAGAGAUUCAGCUUUAUGGUAACGACGAUCCGUUGACAUUUGGCUGGGGUGACACAGUCGCAAAUAAGACAACACAGAUUGGAGCGAGAUUAACCGGUGGUGACCACAAACCAUUGGUUGCAAUGGCAUCAAGGAAUGCGAACAUGUGGAUUUAUUUUGAGGCCGACUAUAUUGGCAAGAAUAGCGGGUUCUCAUUCCACGUAGAGUCACGAAGAAAUGUGAGUUGCGAGGAGAAUCAAAUAACGUGUGGGUCACCGGAUCUGAUUUGCCUGGCAAGACCAUUGAGCAAGUUCUUGGAACUCUACUACUGCGGACUUAGUUCGUGUGGUGAGUUAACAAUCUACCUAACGAAGGAUCACAAAACGUACAACCUAACCUCCCCCUAUUACCCAAGCGACUAUAAACCAGACACGGAUUGUAUAUGGAGUAUACAGUCAGACAACGCCAACGGAUUCAUACAAGUCAAUAUUCUAGAUUUUGAUACUGAAACCAGAUAUGACAAAGUAACUAUCUUUAGUCAAGGUUUAAUCCUUGGUGAUAUAAGUACUACUUCGACUGAUGUAAUACACACGGAAACUGGUGAUGAGUUGGUGAUAUCUGGACCUACGAAGCUAACUUCGAUUCUGACUCGUGGAGAUGAAGCAUACGUCAUGUUUACGUCAGAUUAUUCAGUAACGAGACGUGGAUUUAAGAUGGAAAUCAAGAUGUACGACUCAAUUGACGAUGGGAUAUGUGGACGAGAAGGAGAGUUCCACUGUGACAACACAACAAUCUGUAUAGCAGUAGACGCUGUAUGCGAUGGCUUCGUACAAUGCGGUUAUGGAACGGAUGAAAACCAAUGCUCAUCUGUAAGUUGUCCCGAGUAUUUUCAGUGCAGUCGAAGUGGGCAGUGCUUGCUAUGGGAACAAGUGUGUGAUGGAAAGGAACAGUGCCUACUUAAGGAUGAUGAAAUCAACUGUGAUAAGAAUCGCUGUCCAGUUGAAUGUGAUUGCUGGUAUGAGGAGGGCGACCUCUACGUUGUUUGUCAGACAGGCUGGACGAAGGAAACACUAGACAACAUGGCGGCCACAACUGAUGUUUUGCGACUUUCUGGCAGGAAUAUGAGCAAACUUGAACCGGGAAACUUCAAACGUUUCUUUAGACUUCAUACAUUAUAUCUUACGAACAAUAGCAUUGAGGAGAUAGCACCCUUGUCAUUUGAAGGAUUAAGCAGUUUAUCUUGGCUAAACAUCUCACAGAAUGACCUCUCUGUUUUGCGACAAGACACAUUCAAAGAACUGACUAAUCUGCACGGAAUCGUUAUUCAAGACGUCCCUUUAGGAGCAAUCCAUGAAGCUGCUUUCCGUGGGUUAGAUCAACUCACAACAAUCGUGUUGAUGCGAGGCAAGUUCGGCAGAGACGACCCAAUCACCGUACAACCUGGUGCUAUCCAGAACUUAACGAAGUUACGAACACUGUACGUAGAUGACCAUCGGCUUUGCUGUGAAUUCAAAGGACUGGAGUCUUUUGAUACAGACCAAUGUUACACGACGCAGCAGCAGUCACCUUUAUUCAACUGCGGCAGUCUCAUGCAAAAUACAUUCCUACGAGUGUCCAUGUGGAUCCUAGGUCUUAGCGCCCUCAUCGGUAACAUUGCUGUAGUCGCAUGGCGAUGUCGAAUCGGUAUGACGCAAAGCCUUGGACACGGUACAAAGUACGUCCAUAACUUCCUUGUGCUCAACUUAGCGAUCUCAGACCUCCUAAUGGGUGUUUACAUGGUUACUAUAGCAACUGCUGAUAUACACUAUGGCGAGUUGUACUACACUGUGUCUACCUCAUGGAGGUUGGGACGAGUUUGUAAGUUUGCUGGUAUCGUCUCUGUAUUAUCCAGUGAGGCGAGUGUGUUCUUCGUCACACUCAUUAGUCUUGAUCGAUUUUUCUGUAUAGUUUAUCCCCAUGGCAUCAUUCGUUUGACGCAGUUCACUGCGCGUAUUGCCGUAGCGACCAUCUGGAUGGUUGGUUUCAUACUUAGUAGUUUACCAACAAUACUGGCCGAUGCCGACUCUGAUAUAUACGGUCUAUCAGACGUUUGUAUCGGCUUGCCUCUCAUCACUAAACCCGCUUCGUACGACCUCCAGGAAGGGAGCCUUGAUAACGGUAGGCAUAGUUUCAGAAUCCCAGUCCCGAAAGAUCUCAAACCUGCGUGGACAUACUCCAUCAUCCUCUUCUUAGGUGUUAACUUAAUCUGUUUCUUGAUUAUCACAAUCGCCUAUACAGCCAUCUUCUUCAAGUUCAGAGCAUCACAUCAAAGAAUGAAGGAAUCUAGAGCUAAUAUGACUGGUAAUGAAGAGAUGAAUAUGGCACUACGUAUGGCGGUUAUUGUAGGUACGGACCUCAUGUGUUGGAUGCCUGUUAUUAUUAUGGGGAUACUGUCUCAGACUGGUGCUAUUACUAUUCAGCCCUUCAUGUAUGCUUGGACCGUUGUCUUUAUCCUACCAAUCAAUUCAUCCAUCAAUCCAUAUCUAUAUACAAUAUUCAGUCUUGUUUCUGAUCGUCGCUCAAAAGGUAAAGCUAUAUCAGUUAGUACCGUGUCUUGUUUCUCAAAGUGCUGUAAUGGGGAAGGGACGAAUACUGAGGCAAAGGGUAGCACGAGUUGUAAUUGUGAGAAUGAGUGUCCAACCUGCGAAACACGCUUGUAACAAUCUAUACAGCUACGAGAAAGACUCUGCAUGGGUCGAAACGUAAGGCCAUUAAAAGUCCUCCGCAGCCCAGCCGGUCUGAAGCCAGUAGAACGAAAACAUACUCAGCUAGUAUUAAACUUACUCAUUUUUCCACGCUGCAAGCAAAGACCUGUGAAACCUUAUCUUCAAUGAGGCCCGAUCGACAUGUCCGUGAUUUGUUUUUAAGAUCCCUUACGGAAUUAUUUAAUAGCCCAUUGACAAACAGCAUUUAUUUUGGUUCUAUGGCUUCAGUGAACCUUUCAGAGUUUAUACCAUGUUUUAGACAAAUUUGAGAGCAGCAAAAUAAACUUUACAAGCAAUUUAAACUGCAGUAGCUACGCUUAAGACCUUCUGAGGUUGACGAUUUCAAGUACCUCGGCUCCAUGAUGCAGAGCACAGAGAAAAUUAUCAAAGUCCAUAAGGCGCUUGCAUGGAAAGCCCUCCAUGACAUGAAGAAGAUCUGGACAUCUCAGCUCCCCAAGGGUUUAAAGCUGAGAUUCUUUCAUGCCGCAAUAGAAAUCAUCUUGCUGUAUGGGUGUGAGUCUUUGGAUUCUCAACAAGGCGAUGACCAAAUCCAUCAAUGGUUGCUACACCAGGAUGCUACGGAUGGCACAGAAUGUCUCCUGGAGGGAUCACAUCAUCAAUCUGGAGCUCUAUGGCAACAUCCCCGCACUGAGUGAAAAGAUCGGGGAACGCUGGUUGUGCCUUGCUGGUCACAAUGCCUACGUCUUGCUGGUCACUGUCUACGGCACCCAGAUCUACCCGCCAAUAAAGUCAUCGUGUAGGAGCCCACUCACAGCAGGCGUGGCCCCGGAAGACCCACCAAGGCCAUGUUCAAGACCCUGAUUGAGGGCGCAGGAGUAAACAACAAGGAGGAGCUGAUCAGCUGUAUGCAGGAUAGAGUUGUGUUGCGUGUCAGACAUAGAGCCCGACUCAAACAUGCGGCAACGCGACAACUUGGGUCGACUAAGUGAGUUACUGAGUGAGUGAGCCUACAGUCAAGGACAGUACGACCAUGUGUUGAUGUGACAUUAUUAUUGGCAUACUAUGUCCACGGGUUAAAGACAGUGGACACUAUUGGUUAUUGUCAAAGACCAGUCUUCUCACUUGGUGUAUCUCAAUAUA
Molecule: messenger RNA, 4168 nt
Organism: Asterias rubens (European starfish)
Lineage: Eukaryota; Metazoa; Echinodermata; Asteroidea; Forcipulatida; Asteriidae
Product: G-protein coupled receptor GRL101-like
Exons: 14
Coding region: 467-3022 (851 amino acids)
Biological process (GO): G protein-coupled receptor signaling pathway
Cellular component (GO): membrane
Molecular function (GO): G protein-coupled receptor activity; protein binding
Source: RefSeq, a predicted model, not a curated record